Messenger RNA from Salmo salar (Atlantic salmon), 1240 nucleotides. RefSeq lists its product as uncharacterized. The record is from RefSeq and is a predicted model, not a curated record. Gene Ontology annotation, molecular function: protein binding. Lineage: Eukaryota; Metazoa; Chordata; Actinopteri; Salmoniformes; Salmonidae.
UUUCACGUCAUCGUAUUCGUUUGAAUCAAAAUGACAGAUUGCAGAUGAAAAUAGAUUCAAAGGCGUCAGCGAGUUCGAAGAAACACUGUAUGCGACUUGCGUGUGUGUGAUGGAUAGAAAGGCUGUGUGUGUGACAUGCGUGUGAGGUGUGUAUGUGUGAUGGAGAGAAAGGGUAUGUGUUACUGUGUUUCUGUGCAGUGGGAUUAGUGACACUGGUGUUAUUUAAAGCGGCGUGCUAUAGUGUGGAGCUGCCAGACAGUGUCUCAGACACAGCAGGAGAGGAUGCAGAAGAUCUACGUGCAGAGUGAUGGGCACUUUGAGGUGUUCACCACUGUCUUCUCCCCACAAGCUUGUAGAGCAAGAACAAGAUACAGGCCUAGGGAAGCAGUGAAGGUGGUAGCAGCAGUCAACUACAGGCCUCAAUGGCCAGAUGAACUUCAACUCUGUCAGGGUGACGUCAUCCAAGUUCUCUACAGAGAUGAGCCGUCGUGGUGGUUUGGGCGUCUACAGAACGGGGCAGAGGGGUACUUUCCAACCGCAUGUGUGACCAGACUGAACCAGAGUGAUGAUCAUGAGCCAGUGAAUGCCAAUCCAAGCUCAUUAUGGAGUUCAUCCAAGGAUGCAGCUCCUGAUGCCCCCUGUGGCUGCACAAGUGGUCGUAGUACUCCAAAGGUCCCCAGGCAUGAGAAAGAGAGCCUCUUCCGGGCCCUGGGACACGAGGCCUCCUCAAAGUCAGGCUCAGCCCACAGCUCCCCCAGCCUGCUGCACCGUGUGCUGUCCAAGGGCCACCGGAGGAAGAUUGACGCCCAGGGACUGGGAGAUGUAAAUUGCUCCAUCAAUGUAGCAUUCGAACCGGACUGAUUGUUUAUCUCUAAGAAUUGUAUUAUGUAUGUGCAGCCCUUUAUUCUGUGUUAGUUUCCAUGGCUGUUAGGUUCAUCAAAACUUCACAAAACCGGAGCUAUUAUAGCUGUCAUAUUUUGGGGUAAUAGUGAAAUAUAGAUCAUAAGCGUGUGACAUGUUGCACUACUUGUUCUGGAGUAUGUUGUUUAUCCUCUAUUUACCAUUGAGAUUAAUGGAGUACAGCAAAGUACAAGUUCUGUCCGUCUACUGUUAAUAGCCAACUGUGAUCCCUUAUUUGUUAGCUGUUUUUACCCCAUUGUUAUUUGCACUGUUGCUUCACUUUAAUUUGUACAUAUUGUAUAUAUUAUAUUUGAAAAAAAUACAUUGUAAUGCUACAUCA